This is a messenger RNA of Cuscuta campestris, 1301 nucleotides long. The record is from the annotation of a GenBank genome assembly. Lineage: Eukaryota; Viridiplantae; Streptophyta; Magnoliopsida; Solanales; Convolvulaceae.
AAAAAUCAUUCAAAACGGCAUAAACUUGGCUAGCCGUGGUUUUCACUCAAAUGACGUGGUUUUUAAAGUGUCUUACUUGAUUUCUUAGCCAAAUACAUCAAAUAAGUGUUUUAAACACUUGGUUUUUAUUUUGGAGAACUAUGAAUUUUUCGGUCGGUUUUCGCAUCGGUUGGCUAGGCCCUGGUUAAGGCAAAAACCAUGGGUUCUUGACUAACCACCCACCCAGCGAUGGGAAGAUCUUCCCAUCGAUGGAUGAAAAUGACGUCUUCGUUGAAGAACCAGAUUCCGAGGUUCAGAAUGAAGGAAGGUGAAAAGAUCGAUGACAUGUUCGAUCGGUUCUCAAAGAUCAUCAACGACCUUCAUGCACUCAAGAAGACUUACGCCAACAAGGAUCUUGUGAGAAAAAUCCUGCGGAGUCUCACUCCUGAAUGGAGAUCAAAGGCUGACGCAAUCUACGAAUCCAUCGGAGUCUCCAACGUCACCAUCGACGGGUUAAGAGGUAACCUCAAAACUUAUGAAUCUACCAUUCUAACCCCGUCUUUGGAUGAACAAAAGAAGAAGGGAAUAGCACUAAAAGCAACCAAAGAGACCGUGGAAGAUGACUCAAGCGAUGAUGACAACGAGUUCGGACUCGUCAUCAAGAAAUUCCACAAAUUUAUGAAGAAGGAAUUUGAGCACAAAGGAAGAAAGCACGACGGUCCCCCGAAGUGCUAUGGGUGUGGCGAGAUAGGCCACAUCAAGCCGAGGUGUCCAAAAGGCAAAAGCGGCAAGGACAAACCUGGCAUCAAAAAGCAAUGUGCCUAUAUCUCGUGGGGUGGUGACUCUGGCGACGAGUCAACUGAUCAAGAAGAGGAGGAAGCCGCCAACAGCUGCCUCAUGGCACACGAAGACCACGUCGACGAAAUACAAGAGGUAUGUACCCCUUCUUCCGACUCUUACACUCUUGAAGAGAUGCAAGAAGCUCUUCGAGAACUUUAUGAUGAUAUUGUUAGCGCUUCUAAAACCAACAAAUCACUAAAGAAACGUCUUUCAACUCUUGAAAAUGAUUUUGAAAAACUGGAAAAAGAUAAUGAAUAGUUGAAACAAGAAAAUAAAUUUUAUGGUAAAAGAAGCGCCGACAAACCAGAAAGUUCUUCAAGUGAAUGUGAAUCUUGCAAAACUUUAAAAGAGAAGGUUGCAAAACUUGAGAGUACGGUUAAGAAGUUUAAUACACCACACAAAGAUCUCAAUUUACUUCUAGACACUAUGCAUUUUUCUAAGGAAGGAAUAGGCUUUGAUAAAAAUGAAUCUAAGGAUAAAAA